AUAACUUUAAUAAAUAAAACGAAAUCUCAUUGAUUAACUAAAUGAAUAAAGAUUGACUAGACAUUCCGAAUAUUUACCUACCAGUAAAAUUACCAGCAUCCUUUGCACCCACGUGCGUUUGAAACCAACAUGGCGGUCGGCGGAGCAGAAGAGCAUUUUGCGAAGAAGUUGGCGCAUAACGACAAGAGAAUACGCGACAGAACGGUUAGACGGCUACAGGCUUGGAUAGCAAGUCGCAAACAGGAUGGUGUUGGUUUCAAAGAGCGAGACCUAUUAAAAAUAUGGAAAGGUCUCUUUUAUUGCUUCUGGAUGUCAGACAAGCCGCUAGUACAGGAAGAACUGGCUGAAAGCAUCUCAAGUUUGAUUCACAGUUUUAGGAACAAAGAUUCAGCGUUGCUGUUUCUUGUCACAUUUUUCAAGACAAUGCACAGAGAGUGGCAUGGUAUUGAUCGUUUGAGAAUGGACAAAUUUUACAUGCUUGUGAGGAUGAUGGUCAAGCAGAUGUUUGUUAUGAUGAUAAAAAACAAAUGGGAGCCAAGUCUUUGUGAUAGAGUCUGUGCGAAUCUAAAAGAAGGUCCUCUUCACCCAACUGCAGAGAAGGUCCCAGUUGGUAUGAGGCUGCAUUUGGCCAGUAUCUACUUAGAUGAACUGAAGAAUACUUCUGAAUGCCAGGUCCCAGAAAAAAUGACACUAAAGCUUCUAGAGCCAUUUUUAAAUCUUGCUGCUUUUACCAAAAACCAAGUUAUCUUCAGUGCUGUCAAGACUGGGGUGUUGGAUUCUAUCUACAGUUCUCAACAGAACAUUAAAACAAACACAGAAAACAACAAUGAUGAGGCUGAGGAGAAAGACCUGGAAAUUGACUGUUUGGCUUUGGCAGAUAAGCUUUUCGCAGUAGCUAGUGACAGAGAAGUAUUGUCAAGAAAUAGGCAUGUCCUGUAUUCAUUUGUUAAAAGAUUCAAGAAACUGAAGUCUGGACACACAGGUCAGCCGAAUUUAAAUGUUGAUUCUAUGAGUGAUAGUAAUGCAGAUAUGGAGACUGGAGUGAAAAGAAGACAAGAAACUCAAGAGGUGGAAGUGAGCGAAGAAGUUCCAAAGAAAAAAAGAAAAAAGAAACAAAAGGUUGUUUCCAAUACCUCAGAAAAGGAUUUAAAUAACGAUGACAUAUCAGAGAUGGCGGGUAAAGAGGCAGCACUAAGUUCUCAAAAAAUGAAUGCAAAUAAUUUAGAAAUUCUAGUAGAUGGUGAUUCCCAAAGCUCUUUAGAAGCUCAAAGGGAUACAGGACAUAAGAACAGUAAAGUUUCUAAGAGGAACAAGAGAAAACAACAGAAGGAUUCGGUACUAGAGAAUGGAGUUUCUGAUAGCCAUAAAUCAGAAACAGAAGCAUGCUUAAGUACUAGGGACAUUGUCAUGGAAGAUGAUAACGCACCAAAGCAGUCGGAUGGCGCCAAAGAAGAGAAACCAAAAAAGAAACAGAAAAUAAAUGGCAAAUCUGAAUUCUCUGAAUCAAAAACUGACAGCCCAAUGAAAGAGUCUGUCACUGAAGUGGAGGCAAAGGCAGAUGUUCCAGAGGUUGAUGGGUUUGUGAAAGCCAUCAGAGAUAAGAUUUCUGACAAGCAGGAUGAACCUAAGGCUGCUAGCAAAACUCCGACUAAAUCCAAGAGUCUUUCUAAACCCAAGACGCUUGACGACAUUCCCUUUGCCUUUUUCAAAAAGACAAAUACGACACCUAAGGCUUACGUAAAGAAACAAGUGCCGCUAACAGAACCGAAGAAAGGGAGCAAGCAAGAGAAAGUUCCUGUGUGCCCAGAUUCCGCGCCACAGGGAUCCCGCAAAAAGGUCCGGAUCGCGUUGUCAAAAAACACCGCCCACACUCAUCAAGAUUAUGCCAACAGCCUAAAGGAAAGCCCCACCAUUCCAUUUGAUGCAGAACGAAGCCCGUCGUUUGGUUUAUUGAAAGCCAAAUCUGUCCUAACCCCCUCCCCGAGCGCACCUGCCCGCAAUACAAGGUCUCAAAGAAACAGACCGAAUGCCUCCGACUUCUUCUGAAAUGUUACAUGUUUGUAAUAUGCCAAUAGGAAGCCGGGUAUAGCCCUAUGAUUGGCACUAGCGAUUCUAAAGUGGAAAUAGGGACAACAAGGCUAACGGCAAGUCUGGCAAUGCUGAGAAAAACACUUCCAAACUAGUUUCAAUGAAAGUAGCUAGACUCUUUGCUCAGAAACAGACAAAAUUAGCUGAAAACCUACUGCAAAGCAAACAGAAAGACGAGCUUAUUGUCCAAACGUUCACGUCAUUGUUAGGACAGUAAAACCUUGAAUCUCACGUCGUGGUUUUAGAAAGGUUAAAACAUAUUUGACACAACGCACUUCAACGUGCGAUGUUUAAACGUUUUGAAACUCCAUCUCUCUACCGUCACCAUUCUUGUUACCGUGUUCGUAUUUUUUAGUCCCUCAUAAUAGCAGCACCCGAACUGAUAACAGCAUUUUUAUGACAAUAGCUCAUAGUUCACAAGUUAGGCUUAGUUCAAACGUCGUAUUAUCCAUUAGCCGUAUUCAAUGCAAAUGCAUGCAAAUGAAUCGAGUCGAUUGUUUCUUCUUCAUUUGCGUGCAUUUGCAUUGAAUACGGCUCAUGGAUAAUACGACGUUUGAACUUAGCAUUAGACAAAAAGCUUAUAUUAUAUUAAACAUUUUUAUACUCUAGUGAUAUGAAUUCGUAAGUUAUUCUCAAUCUUGCUAGUGCGCCAGAAACCACCUCUCGCGAACCUGGUGCGUGAAGAUUAGCAUUAUCCAAACUCUUACUCUUCUUUUACUGUGAUACUGAAAUAUGGAAUUUAACCCACCCAACAUUUCUCGCGGUAAUGCCUAGUUUGAAAAGGGCGGAAUCUGCCCAAUAAUGAGAAGGGGUCCAGCAGCAUCGGGGAGCUGCUUUCCUGGAUGAUGUUUGCCCUGGUAUACCAAUUUACAAAUAAUUUAAGGUUUUUUUUCUAAUUUUAGUUCAUUGUGAUAAAGGAUAUUAGCCUGUCCAACCCAAUUAAGUCGGGAUUUAAGUCGGCUAUGCCUUGUUACUGACUGCAAGGUCGCGGUUUUACUUUGCUGUUCUUAGACGUGAUAAAAGAAUAAAGAAAUUCUUUUA
Nematostella vectensis (starlet sea anemone) is the source of this 3129-nucleotide messenger RNA. Its product is annotated as ribosomal RNA processing protein 1 homolog B. The record is from RefSeq and is a predicted model, not a curated record. Gene Ontology annotation, cellular component: preribosome, large subunit precursor; preribosome, small subunit precursor; nucleus. The transcript is spliced from 14 exons. NCBI's taxonomy places the organism in Eukaryota, Metazoa, Cnidaria, Anthozoa, Actiniaria, Edwardsiidae. The coding region runs from base 130 to 2046 and encodes 638 amino acids. Gene Ontology annotation, biological process: rRNA processing.